AUGGCGUCCCAUUUUCUGCGCCCAUUGGCGUCCGAGCUCUCCUCCUCGUCUGUCGCCGUCGCGCCGGCUCGACUCGCUCGCAUCAGCUUCCAAGAUGGAGGUAGAUUGCUCGUGAGCGGCCGUCGUCGCUGGCUCACCACCCUCAAAGCGGCCACCGCCUCCGUGCCCGCCGCCGCGAAGCCGCUCGCCCUAGUCCGCCAUGCCUCCGUGCUCUCCUCCCUGCCACCGGCACCCAAGAAGUACUCCACGGUCGUACUCCCCCAGACCACGCCCUACGCCCAGCUCAGCGUCGGCGUCCCCAAGGAGACCUUUGACGGUGAGCGUCGUGUCGCCGUCACCCCUGCCAACGUCGCCGUCCUGCUCAAGAAGGGCUACGCCAAGGUCCUCGUCCAGCGCGGCGCCGGCGCCGGCGCCGACUUCCUCGACUCCGCUUAUGAAAAAGCCGGCGCGACCCUCGUCGACGAUGCCGCCGCCAUCUGGUCACAGUCCAAUAUUGUCCUCAAGGUCCGCGGCCCGUCUCUGCAAGAGGUCGACUCCGUCCAAGAGAAUCAAACUAUUAUCUCGCUGCUGCAGCCCGCACAGAACAAGGAACUCGUCGAAAAGAUUGCGAGCCGCAACGCCACCUGCUUCGCCAUGGAUAUGAUCCCCCGCAUCUCUCGCGCCCAGGUCUUUGACGCUCUCAGCAGCAUGGCCAACAUUGCCGGCUACAAGGCCGUCCUCGAAGCCUCCAACGUCUUCGGCCGCUUCCUCACUGGCCAGGUCACCGCCGCCGGCAAGAUCCCGCCCUGCAAGGUCCUCAUCAUCGGCGCCGGCGUCGCUGGUCUCAGCGCCAUCGCUACGGCCCGUCGCAUGGGCGCGAUCGUCCGCGGCUUCGACACCAGGCCCGCCGCCCGCGAGCAGGUGCAGUCGCUCGGCGCGGAGUUCAUCGAGGUGGAAAUCGAAGAAGACGGCUCCGGCGCAGGCGGCUAUGCUAAAGAGAUGAGCAAGGAAUUCAUCGAAGCCGAGAUGAAGCUCUUCAAGGAACAGGCCCAGGAGGUGGACAUUAUCAUCACUACCGCCCUCAUCCCUGGGAAGCCCGCCCCGAAGCUGAUCAAGAUGGACAUGCUCGACGUUAUGAAACCUGGCAGUGUCAUUGUUGAUCUUGCUGCCGAAGCCGGUGGCAACUGCGAGGCCACCCAGAAGGGUGAGCUUGUGACUUACAACGACGUCAAGGUGAUUGGUUAUACCGAUCUUCCGUCACGUCUGCCCACCCAGUCCUCUACACUGUACUCAAACAACAUCACCAAGUUCCUGCUCUCCAUGACCCCGCAGGACAAGGAGUUCGGCAUCGAUCUCUCCGACGAGGUCGUACGCGGCGCCAUCGUCACCCUCAAGGGCGACAUCCUGCCCCCUGCCCCACGUCCCGCGCCUCCCCCGAGCCCCGCGAAGCCCGCCGCCGCCGCCGCCGAGGCCACCCCCGAGCCCGUCGCCCUCACGCCCUGGCAGGAGAAGUCGCGCGAGGUCGGCUUCGUCACCGGCGGCAUGGCCUCGGUGCUGGCGCUUGGCAAGUUCACCGGCCCGCUCUUCAUGUCCAACGCCUUCACCUUUGCCCUGGCGAGCCUCAUCGGCUACCGGGUCGUCUGGGGCGUGGCCCCCGCGCUGCACUCGCCGCUGAUGAGCGUCACCAACGCCAUCUCCGGCAUGGUGGGCGUCGGCGGCCUGUUCAUCCUCGGCGGAGGGUACCUCCCCGGGACGAUCCCCCAGACGCUGGGUGCUCUGAGUGUCUUGCUCGCAUUCGUCAACGUGGGUGGCGGCUUUGUCAUCACCAAGCGCAUGCUCGACAUGUUUAAACGCCCUACCGAUCCUCCCGAGUAUCCAUGGCUUUACGCUCUUCCCGCUGCCGUGUUUGGCGGAGGCUUCAUCGCUGCGGCGUCUACCGGUGCUGCCGGACUCGUCCAAGCCGGCUACCUUGCUUCUUCCGUUCUUUGCAUUGGCUCCAUUUCCGGUCUGGCUUCGCAGGCUACUGCCCGCAUGGGCAACAUGCUCGGCAUGCUUGGCGUUUCUUCCGGUGUUCUUGCUAGCUUGCUUGCUGCCGGCUUCUCCCCCGAGGUUUUGACUCAGUUUGGCGGUCUUGCUUCCAUUGGUAUUCUUGCUGGCGCCUUGAUCGGAAAGCGCAUCACGCCCACUGAUCUUCCUCAAACCGUUGCUGCUCUGCACUCCGUUGUUGGUCUUGCUGCUGUUCUGACCAGCAUUGGCAGUGUCAUGGCUGGCAUUCAAGAUAUCUCCACCCUGCAUAUGGUGACUGGUUACCUAGGCGUUUUGAUUGGUGGCAUUACAUUUACUGGCUCUAUUGUUGCAUUUAUGAAACUUGCUGGCAGAAUGUCCUCGAAGCCCAAGAUUCUGCCUGGACGGCACAUUAUUAACGGUGGCCUCUUGGCCACCAACAUUGCCACCAUGGGCGCCUUUGUCACUAUGGCCCCUGGCGCUCCGCUGAUUGCCGCUGGCGCCCUGACUGCCAACACAGUCAUGAGCUUCAUCAAAGGUUACACCACCACAUCCGCCAUUGGUGGUGCCGACAUGCCUGUCGUCAUCACCGUGCUCAACGCCUACUCUGGCUUCGCCCUCGUGGCCGAAGGCUUCAUGCUGGACAACCCGCUGUUAACGACCGUCGGCGCGCUGAUUGGCGUGUCCGGCUCCAUCCUGUCCUACGUCAUGUGCGUCGCCAUGAACCGCUCGCUGACCAACGUGCUCUUCGGCGGCCUCUCCACGCCGACUGAAGUGCAGGAGUACAAGCCGCAGGGCGAGGUGACGACGACGUCGAGCGAGGAGCUCGCCGACGCGCUGCUCAACUCGGAGUCGGUCAUCCUGGUGGUCGGCUACGGUAUGGCCGUGGCCAAGGCGCAGUACGCCAUCUCGGAGAUCGUGGCGGCGCUGCGCGCGCGCGGCGUCACCGUGCGCUUCGCCAUCCACCCGGUCGCCGGCCGCAUGCCCGGCCAGUGCAACGUGCUGCUCGCCGAGGCCAGCGUGCCCUACGACAUCGUCCUCGAGAUGGACGAGAUCAACGACGACUUCCCGGACACGGAUCUGACGGUGGUGAUUGGCGCCAACGACACGGUCAACCCGAUCGCGAUGGAGAAGGGCAGCGCCAUCGAGGGCAUGCCCGUCCUGCACGCGUGGAAGAGCAAGCAGGUCGUCGUGAUGAAGCGCGGCAUGGCCAGCGGAUACGCGGAUGUGCCGAAUCCCAUGUUUUACAUGCCCAACACCAAGAUGCUGUUUGGCGACGCCAAGGAUUCCUGUGAAGCUAUCAAGGUGGCUCUCCAGUCUAAACAGUAG
Messenger RNA from Cordyceps fumosorosea ARSEF 2679, 3312 nucleotides. Its product is annotated as NAD(P) transhydrogenase. Gene Ontology annotation, cellular component: mitochondrial inner membrane. The transcript has 8 exons. Gene Ontology annotation, biological process: proton transmembrane transport; NADPH regeneration. The coding region runs from base 1 to 3312 and encodes 1103 amino acids. Lineage: Eukaryota; Fungi; Ascomycota; Sordariomycetes; Hypocreales; Cordycipitaceae. The record is from RefSeq and is a predicted model, not a curated record. Gene Ontology annotation, molecular function: NADP binding; NAD binding.